This is a messenger RNA of Macroventuria anomochaeta, 488 nucleotides long. RefSeq lists its product as uncharacterized. The transcript has a single exon. Lineage: Eukaryota; Fungi; Ascomycota; Dothideomycetes; Pleosporales; Didymellaceae. The record is from RefSeq and is a predicted model, not a curated record. Bases 89 to 391 code for a protein of 100 amino acids.
AUAGGAUGAUCAGGUCGUCUGGAGAGACGAGGCGAGGAGGCCGUAAUGGAAGCAUGCAUGCACACCACCCCCCGGUUCACCUGAAGAUAUGCGCCGCGCGGGAACUCUGCCGAUUUCGUUGACUGCAUGCGACAGCCCUGUCAGUCCGUUUCGCCCAUGUCAGCUAUUGCUGCCGGUCAGACUCCAAGCGUUUGAACGCGUGCGGGAGGUUCAGUGCCCAACGUUGGUGACUCUAGCUUCGCAAACAUUACCAUCGUCAGGAAGACUUGUCCAGGGCGUAACGGCCAUGUGCCACGGUCGUCAGGAAGACUUGUUCAGGGCGCAAUGGCCAUAUGCCACAUGGUCAAGUGCUCGACUCCGGUGCCCCACCUGUUCGUGUUCAUCGAGUUGAUGCUUCGUAGCCCUACCGAGGUGCGUGUUGCGCUGUGAACUGGGCCCAGUGAGCGAUUGCGGGCCUUGUUCUUUCAGGGAUCCAAGCAUCUUAUUCU